AUGGAAGAUGGUACCCCAAAAUCUCCAAUGGCAGAAACAAGCUGCAAGAUUAUCAGAAGAUCAGUCUACACUUUCCUUCAAAGAUACCACUACUUCACCUCCGCUGCCGCGCUCCUUGCCUUCCCCUUCUCCGUUUCGGUUCUCCUCUCACAAGCUUAUGUCCCUUCCUCUUCAACUCUUCUACCAACCAUAUACAAUCGCCUGAGAACUCUCUUUGAUGCUGCAGGUUUCCCUUCCUCUUUAGAAUUCUUCACUGUUCUUAACCAGAAACUUUCUGAAACCAUAUUUUCCUCCAUCCUUACACUUCCUUUCACCCUCACCUUCCUCCUCAUCACGAAAGCAUCUAUAAUUCAAGCUCUCAAACAAAACAAACCGACAUUUCCUCCUACCUUUUCUUCAGUACUUACCCUUUACAAUCCACUCCUUCUCACCCACUUUUGCAAUUCACUCUUGAUCCUCUCUGCCAAUGCAACCCUCUUCUUUCUUCUUUUCUUUGCCUUUAAUUGUUUCCAAGGAUUCGGCUUCUCUUCUCCCAACUUACUCCUCUUGCUCUCAGCUGCAGGGGCUGUGCUCUAUUCCAUAAUUCUGGCCAACGCCCUCAUAGUUUGCAACUUGGCAAUGGUUGUCUCCGGCAUGGAACGAUGUGGGGGUUACAUGACAAUACUCAAGGCUUGCGUUUUGAUGCGAGGAAGAACUUCAACGGCGCUAUCCCUGGCAUUGCCCAUCAAUAUGGCCCUGGCCGCCGUUGAAGCCUUGUUCCAAUACCGGAUUGUGAGAGCUUAUCAUUUUGCCGAAAAGCUUGGCUUGUCCAUGGUUUUUGAGGGAAUUUUCAUCGCUUACUUGUAUUCCAUCUUCGUUGUUCUAGAUACCAUCGUGAAUUGCAUGUUCUUCAAAAGCUGCAAGACAGAUUCUGCUAGCCUAUCUUGCUCGGUUGAGAUUGCAGAGGUAGAAGGUGAUCAUGGUUACGCCAUUUUAAGAACCAAAGAAGAACUUAUUCCAUGA
This is a messenger RNA of Juglans regia (Persian walnut), 1002 nucleotides long. RefSeq lists its product as uncharacterized. The transcript has a single exon. NCBI's taxonomy places the organism in Eukaryota, Viridiplantae, Streptophyta, Magnoliopsida, Fagales, Juglandaceae. The record is from RefSeq and is a predicted model, not a curated record. Bases 1 to 1002 code for a protein of 333 amino acids.